Rubroshorea leprosula is the source of this 885-nucleotide messenger RNA. The record is from the annotation of a GenBank genome assembly. NCBI's taxonomy places the organism in Eukaryota, Viridiplantae, Streptophyta, Magnoliopsida, Malvales, Dipterocarpaceae.
AGAUCUGGGUUUGAUCAAACCCAAAUCUGGGUUCUAUGGCAUGUCCACUCCGGCCAAGUACUUGAACAUCCUCCUUUCCUCCUUUCCUCCUUUCCUCCUCCCUGCUCAUCCUUCUUCUUUCUUCUUCUUAUUCUUUCUUUCUCUAUCUUCUCCCUUCUUCUUCCUCUCUCGAACCCAGAUCUGGGUUUUUCUCAGUCGGAAUCAAUGCCUUCUGCGGUAGUGAAUCAGUGGCAGGAAAAAGCUAAUGGUUUCUUUUAAUCGCGAAUUUUCUUGAUCUAGAGGGGCAUAGUGAAAUCUUGUCCUGAAAUUUUGAGUGCUGGCUUGAAUUCAUGUGUUUAGAUCAAAAUCUGGUUUCGAUGAACGUCAAUUUCAUGGGUAGCGGCCACGUCUUGGUUGAAGAAAAUGUAAGUUUUAGCUAUGAGAACAUAGAAGAGAGGCAAGGUAGGAACGGUUUCAAAAGGAGUUCGAGUUCAGAGAAUUUGCAAGGGGAAGAUAGUGAGGAAGUGAAUGUUGGGGCUGAAAGCGGGUACCUUGGGAGCUUGCCAAACCGUUUCUUAUCAGAAAUGUAUCACAUUUGGCAAACAAGACGAGCCUUAACAGUGAUAAAUCCUGGCAGAAACAGAAGAGGAAGGAGAAGGAGCGACAGCCAAGGAGGAAGUGGGAGCCUGAGCAUUUUCUGAAGAUCGUUGAUUGCUCUCCCACCCCAGAAAGACCCUUGUAGGGUCUAUGGAAGGUGUUUUGAAACCCUCAAUCUACAUUAUGCUUGUCCAUUAAAGUUUUGAUUUUUUUUUUCAGUGUUCUGUGAUGCAUUGUAUCUGUCAUUAGCCAUUCUUGACUAUUUUAACACUAUUUUUCCUCUUUGAUAUGCCACUUUUAAUUUGUUAA